Molecule: messenger RNA, 1991 nt
Organism: Lactuca saligna
Lineage: Eukaryota; Viridiplantae; Streptophyta; Magnoliopsida; Asterales; Asteraceae
Source: the annotation of a GenBank genome assembly
AUGGCGUCAUCUAGGGUUCCGAUCAUCGUCUUCCUAUUUUCUCUUCUAACGCCGUUGUAUAUUGGCGGAAUAUCAUGUGUCGCUGCCCAUACUACUAAAGACUCGUCAUCACAAUCGAAAGAGUUCGUUCUGACUCUCGAUCAAUCCAACUUCACCGGAACUAUUAGCUAUCAUGAUUUUGUCGUCGUCGACUUUUAUGCACCUUGGUGUGGCCACUGCAAGAAACUUGAUCCAGAGUUUGAAAAAGCUGCUUCUAUAUUGAGUAGUAACAACCCCAUGAUUGCUUUAGCAAAAGUUGAUGCCAAUGAUGAAAAGAACAAAGAUUUGGCUAGUGAGUAUGACAUAAAAGGUUUCCCAACACUUAAAAUCAUUAGAGAUGGAGGAAAAACUAUUCAAGAUUACAAAGGACCAAGAGAUGCAGAAGGAAUAGUUUCUUACUUGAAGAAACAAGUCGGGCCCGCUUCUGUUGAAAUAACAUCUACAGAAGAGGGCAAUGCUCUUGUUGAUGGAGAUAAUAUCGUUAUCGUUGGAGUGUUCCCUGAAUUUUCCGGAGAAAAGUUCGGGGUAUUUUUGACUUUAGCUGAACAUUUGCGUUUGGAUUAUGAAUUUGCUCAUACAUUAGAUGCAAAACUUUUACCACGAGGUGAUUCGUCUGUAGUGGGGCCCAUUGUCCGUUUAUUCAAGCCAUUUGAUGAACUUGUAGUAGAUUUUAAGGAUUUUAAUUUGGAUGCAUUAGAGAAGUUCGUUGAGGAAGCAACCAUUCCUACUGUAACCGUCUUUAACCUCGAUCCAAAGAAUCACCCGUUUGUCAUCAAAUUCUUUAACACUCCCAAUGCAAAGGCUAUGCUUUUUGUGAACUUUAGUAGCAAGCCUUUUGGUGCUUUUGAAUCCAAAUAUCAAGACAUUGCUAAUGAGCACAAGGGAAAGGGAAUAAGUUUUCUAAUUGGAGAUGUUGAAGCUAGUCAAGGUGCUUUCCAGUUUUUUGGAAUUAAGGAAGACCAUGUUCCUGUGAUGGUUAUAAAUGAUGAUAAAGAGAAGUAUGUGAAACCAAACGUAGAGCCUCAUCACCUUGAAUCAUGGUUGAAGGAGUACAAGGAUGGAAAAGUUACACCAUAUGUAAAAUCCGAGCCUGUACCCGAGGUUAAUAAUCAACCAGUUAAGGUGGUUGUUGCUGACAAUUUCAAUGACAUUGUUUUCAAAUCAGGGAAAAACGUUUUGUUGGAGUUUUACGCCCCGUGGUGUGGACACUGCAAAAAGUUGGCUCCAAUUUUGGAUAAAAUUGCUGCUUCAUUUGCAAAUGAUGCGGAUGUUAUCAUUGCUAAGAUUGUAAGAUCCAUUGACAUUUUCAAAUUCAUUAAUACAAAGAGUUAUCUUAACAAAGUGUCUAGCACUUUAUGCAUGUUUGAUGUGAAGCUGAAUGAGGGUUUAAACCUAAAGACACCCAAAAUAUUUUUUGAUGACUAUGCUGAAGCACAUGCUAAACUCAGCAACCUUGGAGCUAAGUUUGAUCCUACCGAGGGGUUUUCAAUUAAUGAUGAACCUGCAGCAGCAGCAGUACCUGAGAAAUUUGUAGCAGCCAAGUACUCAUCUGGAAAGAGAGAGCUUUCAGAUAACAUGAAGCAGAAGAUUCGUGCAGAAUAUGAAGCUGUUGGAGGAAGCCCUGAUAAGCCUCUUCAGUCUAACUAUUUUCUCAAUAUUAUCAUUGUCAUUGCUGUUUUGGCACUUUUGACAUCUCUACUUGGGAACUGAUUCGUUUUUUUUUUUUCUUCCAUUUUUUUUAUAGAGUUUGUGUUUAUAUUUUGGUUUUGGCUUUCCUUGAGAAUGUGUAGAGAUGCAAUGAUUGAUUGAUAUAGUGGUUUACUGUGAGUAUAUUUAAUGUUGUCCAUUUUCUUAUAUGAUCUUUUGAGGUUGUGUUUGAAUUAGGUUACUUUCUGAUUGAAAGACACGUGUCUGGCUCAACACAAUUAGUCAAAAUGAAAUAUGAAGGCUAU